UGCGAGGAUUCAUCCAGAAUGAGCAUUACUGUGAUUUAUUACAGCAGCAAACACGGAAAAGCCUUUAAAACAACUAUAACAGACGUUUGUUCGGGCUGAGAGUCGUUUAGACGCGUUACCCUCAUUUAAUAUCGCAGGAAUGUUAAUUGUUUUGCUUUUUAGGGCCAAGAAGCCACGAGCUGCGAAGGCACCGUCGGCCACAAGGUGGCGAUGUUCAAUGCGUCAUACGUGGAUCCCCAACAUCUGUAACCUCCCCCUGACGAGCUCCUGACAUUCAUUUAAAUCACGGGAGAAGGAUUUUAAUCAGGCACUGGCAUAUUUGCAAACAACAGCAACAUGAAUGAGGGACAGGACCGAUGAGGAGAUUAGUGAGGCAGACAGUCAGAGCUGAUUUAUUAGGUCAUAUAUUCCAAUCAUUACGAGGUUUAAUGAGCUAAGACUUAAUUAAAAGUGCACAGGUUUGCGCCGGAGCCAACGCGCCGCUGCAGCUCCUGACAAAUCCCUUCACCGCCGUUUGGCACCAAGUAACGCGCAGCCUCGAGGGGAGUGGGGCUGAGCGGUGUUGUUCAGCGAGUGACACAAAUUACAUGAAGAUUAACCCAACUCCCGCCUGAAGUCACCGCAGCGCCGCGCAUCCAUCCAGAACCCGGCGGCACCGCACGAACCCGCCCGCGAACGUGCGCGGACGGUCUAACUCUGACUUAUCACUUCGCCGUUCUGUUCACCGGAAUAAGAGCGGUUCCUGGGCCGCAGGUGUAAACGGACUUGGGUUCGGAUGCUGUGAGCGGCUCUGCGGCUCCCGCGUCCCCCCUGGGCUCCCACGGAGGAGGGACGACUCCUCUUCACUCCCAGCCCCGGAGAGGCGACUGACGCCCGCGCGCUCCGGUGCCCAGGCUGCCGCUGCCGCUGCCGCUGCCGCCGCUUCGGAUGCUGCUGGAAGCUGCUGCUGCACGGCGGCGCAGCCCACGUCCAGCUGAGGAUUUCAGGAUGAAAAAGUAGAGACGGCGGCUCCGCUACAGACGACCGUUCGGCUUGGGAGAACCCAGACGGAGCCCUCCGCGCGCACUUCACGGGGCGUCUUAAUAGGAUUUCAUUGACGCGCGUCCCUGCGGAUCAGGUGCGCCGGCGGUCCCUGAACUCACCUGCGCGAUGGUUCCGGCUCGUCUCCCGCUGUGAUCGGCGGCGCACGGGGAGCGUGGAUUAAAAUCCCAAAGUUUGGAUUCCCUGAGAGGGGGAUGGCAGCUGUAGAGCGGAGAUGCACGCGCCCGCUGUAACGCGUCAGUUUAUUCUGGAUGGAUGCCGUGGACGGAGCCGCGGCUGUUCCGGCAGGUGGCUGCGUGUCUAAGCCCGAACCCCGGACCCCUGCUGCGCUAACAGGUCGCCCCCGGUCGGACGCUCAUUCGCAUGACAGUCACCCCUCAGUCGUUUCUGGAGGAAAGUUUGGGACGCGGCGGAGGAUGAAGGCAGCGCGUCCUGCGUGGAUUCCCUGCAGAGCCCGUCCCCAGUGAAAGUCCCCGGAGCGCGGCUUCAAGAUUUUCCCUCACGUGUGAAUGGAUUCCUGCUUCGCGGCGUGAAGGAGAACUGGGGAUAUGUGUCCGGUGUGUGGCGUUCUGGUCGUGCUGGAGCGAAGAGCCGCGGACGUCCCGAUCCCUCCCCGGGACCACAGGUGUUCCUGGUGAACAGUGACUCCACAUCCCAAAAUGCCGAGCUGUGGGUAGAGUGGGUGAAGCUGUCUCCUUCUCCCGAUCAUUUCCCACAUCCUCACCUUCCCUUUUUCCUCAACUCCCUCUGAAACGCCUCCUCCCUUUCAGCCGCUCUCUCACGUUUCCUCCUCUCUUCUCUCUCUCUUCAUUCCUCUCAUUUUCUGCCUGUCACACUCCUUGGACUUCCCUCCUUCCCCCUCUUCCCUCCCCCUCCUCACCCCCAUCCGUCAGGCCCUCUCAACCCACCACCACCUCCUCCCCCUCGCCCCACAGCACACAUGCAGGCCAAGAAGCGGUACCUGCUCGUGUCUGUGGGGGCCGGUCUUCUCUUCCUCGUCUACCUGUGGGGUCUGCAAAUCGGGGAGUUCCAGCAGCAGCAGUACCAAUACCAGCACUUUCCACAGUACCCCCAGUACCCCCAGUACCACCAGCAGGAAUACCAGUACCACCAUCAGGGCCAGGGCGUGUACCGGCCGCAGCCCCUGCCUCAGAGGAGCCCGUCCCGACCCCCCCGACACUGGCCAGAGUCCACGGAGCUGCUGGAGCCGUACCUGGAGGGGGGGGAGCAGGAGGAGGACAGUCCCCAGCUCCACCACCAGCACACGUCCCCUCAUGAGCGCCGGGCCAUAUGCGACAACAUCUACAAGAACAAGCGCUGCCGCAUGGAGACCUGCUUCGACUUCGCUCGCUGCCAGUCGGGCUUCAGGGUCUACGUGUACCCCCCCCUGAGGGGGGACCAGGUCUCCGACACCUACCACAAGAUCCUGUCCUCCGUCAAGGAGUCUCGCUUCUACACCUCGGACCCGUCCAGGGCCUGUCUGUUCAUUUUAGCCGUGGACACGCUGGACCGGGACCAGCUCUCUGCUCAGUACGUUCAGAACGCUCGGUCUCGCAUCCAGAGCCUGCCCACGUGGAACGAUGGCAGGAACCACCUCAUAUUCAACCUCUACUCUGGCACGUGGCCGGACUACACCGAGGACCUGGGCUUUGAGGUGGGUCAGGCCAUGCUAGCCAAGGCCAGUGCUGAUGUGGUCAACUUCCGACCAAACUUUGACAUCUCCAUCCCUCUAUUCUCCAAGGAGCACCCAGUGAGAGGAGGGGGCAUAGGUCACCUGACUCUCAACGAGGCUCCGCCCUCCAGGAAGUACCUGCUGGUUUUUAAGGGAAAGCGCUACCUGACCGGCAUCGGGUCCGAGACCAGGAACGCUCUGUAUCACAUUCAUAACGGGGAAGAUAUUGUUUUGCUGACCACGUGCAAACACGGCAAGGACUGGGAGAAACACAAAGACUCCCGCUGCGACAGAGACAACCAGGAAUACUCAAAGUUUGACUACCAGGAGCUGCUCCAUAACUCUACGUUCUGCCUGGUUCCGCGGGGCCGACGGCUCGGGUCCUUCCGGUUCCUGGAGGCCUUGCAGGCAGCUUGCAUCCCUGUAAUUUUGAGUAACGGCUGGGAGCUCCCCUUCUCUGAAGUGAUCGACUGGAGGAAAGCUGCAAUUGUUGGAGAUGAGAGACUGCUGUUACAGGUUCCCUCCAUUACCCGGUCCGUGGGCCGUGACAGGAUCCUGGCUCUCCGCCAGCAGACUCAGUUCCUCUGGGAUGCCUACUUUUCUUCUGUAGCCAAGAUCGUCUUAACUACUCUGGAGGUCAUCCAGGACCGCGUGGACUCCCACGUGUCCAGAAACCAACUGCUGUGGAACUCCCUGCCCGGUGGUCUCUAUGCACUGCCCCAGUACUCGACUGACCCGGCCCAGUUCCCUUUUUACUAUGCCGUACUGGGUAAGAGCCCUUCGCAGCAGUUCACAGCUGUGAUCCAUACAGUGACUCCUCUGCAGGCCCAGCUCUCCCCUGUGGUGAAGCUCAUCAUCGCUGUAGCCAAGUCCAAGCUGUGUGCACAGAUCGUGGUUUUAUGGAACUGCGACAAGCCUUUACCUGCGCGGAGCAAGUGGCCCUCCACCAGCGUGCCUCUCACCGUCAUCGAAGGACAGACCAAGCUGAUGAGCAGUCGUUUCUUCCCCCACGACAUCAUCCUCACCGACGCUGUUCUCAGCCUGGAUGAGGACGCCGUCCUUUCAACCAACGAGGUGGAGUUUGCUUUCACUGUGUGGCAGAGUUUUCCUGAGCGGAUUGUAGGAUACCCAGCGAGGAGUCACUACUGGGACAGCGCCCGGUCCCGCUGGGGCUACACCUCCAAGUGGACCAACGACUACUCCAUGGUCCUGACGGGAGCGGCUUUCUACCACAGAUACUACCACUACCUGUUCACCCACUCGGUGCCGGCCAGCCUGCUCACUACCGUGGACCACAUGGCUAAUUGUGAGGACAUCCUGAUGAACUUCCUGGUGUCGGCUGUUACCAAGCAACCACCAAUCAAAGUCACACAGAAGAAGCAGUACAAGGAAACCAUGAUGAGCCAGGGCUCCAAGACGUCGCAGUGGGCCGACCCGGACCACUUUGCUCAGCGCCAGACCUGCAUGAACACUUUCAGCCACUGGCUGGGCUUCAUGCCCCUGGUGCACUCUCAGAUGAGGCUGGACCCGGUGCUGUUCAGGGAUCAGGUUUCCAUCCUGAGGAAGAAGUACAGGGACAUAGAACGACUGUGAAGGCGUAGGAGCAUUCACAUCAGGCGGACGGAGACAAUGAGCGAGCAGUGUGUUCAGAGACGCUGUGAUGGGGCAACACACACCUCACAUAAACAUGGUGCACAUGAGGAAUUCAGCUCAACAGCCUCAGCAUCACUUUGCGUGGCACUAACUGUGAACAAACAUGAACUCAGAGACUCGUACAACCAAGACCUGAACACGUUCAAGGCCACACAUCAGGUAAACAGUAUGUGCUGCAUGGUUUAAAGUGUACAAGGACCUGAACAUGUCACUGACUUCAAUGCUUUCAAAGACACGUAUUUAGGAACAUGCAGCAAAGACGUGGUGGACAAACAGUCACAGGGUCCGGCUGCACCACAGCCAAUGGCCAAGCUCCUGUAUACUAGUGUAGAUUCUCAGCAGCAGUUUCUGUCUGUAUGACGCAAAUAAAAAUGAAAUAAAGAAACGUCAUGUCAUAAGAUCAGAGGUCACGUCACAA
Molecule: messenger RNA, 4784 nt
Organism: Betta splendens (Siamese fighting fish)
Lineage: Eukaryota; Metazoa; Chordata; Actinopteri; Anabantiformes; Osphronemidae
Product: exostosin-1
Exons: 13
Coding region: 1982-4306 (774 amino acids)
Cellular component (GO): membrane
Molecular function (GO): glycosyltransferase activity
Source: RefSeq, a predicted model, not a curated record